Messenger RNA from Paramuricea clavata, 6703 nucleotides. The record is from the annotation of a GenBank genome assembly. NCBI's taxonomy places the organism in Eukaryota, Metazoa, Cnidaria, Anthozoa, Malacalcyonacea, Plexauridae.
AUGUUCACUUCAGCAGGUGGUGGUAGGUCAGGAGCCAGCAAGUAUUUCGUCUUUGGUGCCGGCUCAGAAUCAAACACACCGCAAACGUUGAAAAGAGCUUCUAAAAAACUUCAGUAUCAAGGUGUUUCUAUCAUGCCUAUCUCAAUCGGCUCAGAUGUAUCUCCGUUGAGAUCCAUCGCCAGUGAACCUGUAAGAGAUUUCUAUCGAACGACUGCUGAUGCGUCAAGUCUUGAAACAGAUCUCCAUACCCAGGUCAUUUCUUCUGUAGUACCAGGUAGGAAUUUAGAGUUAAAACUCUGGGCAAACCAGGAAACAGUGUUUGAAAGUGAAACAUUUGAAAAUUCCGAUGUUUCCUGGAGAAAGUAAUUUUGAAAAUUCCGAUGUUUCCUCGAAUGUUCUCUAUUUUCCCUUGGAAAAUUAUUCCGGAAAGCAAUUUUGUUUCCCUGCACGGGAUGGAAGUUGGUAGAAAGUUGGGGGCGGGGGAGAGGAGAUGCAUCUAUAGUACCCGGAGAAAACUCAGUGUCAGAGUCCGCAGCGGGAAUCAAAGUCAUCGUCUCAGUGGUCUCAGUGGUGAAAGGCGCUUGCCUGACAAUUGUAAAGGCAAGGAUAGAGCUAACUGUCGUAUGUUAUAGUGAUCUUUGCAAGUUUUCUAAAAUUGCUAAUUGAUCGGUCUAGCCCGGAUUAAUAUUGUGUGAAUUAAAAUGUGUACAAAGUUAUUGUGGGGUCCAUAUCUGUAGUUUUUCAGUUCUUCAGGUAUUUUUACCGAAAAUCACAUUCCCGCUGGAUAGUGCUGUCCACCUUUCGGUUGCUUCGUGACAUUUGCGUACAUAAUCCUCAUGACUCGAUUUAGAACCUUACAUUAUUUGGGCUUCGUUGGCGUGGUUGUCAGAACAAGUGUCACCUCUGAGUCUGUGGAUGUGACUCGCUAAUGACUCAUGUGAAAAGAGCCAGUUAACGCUCUGCCGAAAGUCAUGUGUUUUCUCCGGGUGCUCCGGUUUCCUCCAUAGAUAUCUUAUAUACACUAGAUAGUGCAUCUAAUUAUUCUGCAAUUCAAAAAUUGAAACCGUGAUUGCAGACUCAGGAUAUUCCCAUGAAAUGAGAAGACUCGUAUGUUUUCUAUUUCUUAAACAGGGAACUUAAACAUUAAGUUAAACCUAUUCCAAAUACAUUUUUAAACUAUUCAAAAUGAUGAGAGUUAUUGUUGUUUUUUAAGCGUUUAUUAGUGAGUGGGGACAGGGCGUAACUACCAACAUGGCCGCCAUCUAAACGCCAUCUAUUCAAAUGGGGGUAACCGCUGGAAUAUUCUUGGCUUCAAUUUUGCUAUUUCCUCCCGCAAGGAAUGUUCCCAGGGUAACAAAAUUACUUUCUGGAAUAACGUUCCAAGGGAAAAUACAGAACUUUGGAGGAAACAGUGGAGGAAUUUUCAAAAUAACUUUCUGUAAUAAUUUUCCAAUGGAAAUAUUCCAGGAAACAUCGGAAUUUUCAAAUGUUUCACUCCUGGUUUACCCAGAGCUUUAACUUGAGCGUAAUACUUGAUGUAAAGCGUAUUGAUCAUAUCCACAUGUAAAUUUGCGUUAUAUAAAUUUUAAUCGUAAUCGUAACAUUGAACUAUAAAUAAACUGGAAGGCUAACUCAGGGGGGGGGGAUUGAAGCCAGUGCAUUUUAGUUUUUCUGAGUUAUGAGCAGAAAUACUCAACACUGAACGUUGGGCUAUAUAUCAAAUUGAAGCUAUUGAAAAACGCUAUUUGGUGUAGAAAUUUCAAGACUUUAGCUAAAAGGGAAAUAUUGAAAAACUACAAACAUAAUUACCGAUAAUUCGGCCGUUUUGCAGUUGUUUUUGUAUUUUUUGAAUAUUUUUCUUUUCGCUGAAGUCUUGAAAUUUCCACACCGAAUAGCAAUUUUCAAUAGCUUCAAUUUGAUAUAUAGCCCGACGUUUGGGAUCAAGUAUUUCUGCUCAUAACUCAGAAAAACUAUUUUGGCUUCAUCAAAUCAUGGGCCUUCAUCAUAGCAGUUAGCCUUCCAGUUUAUUUAUAGUUCAAUGAAUCGUAAUCAACUUGACCCUUAAUCUUUGUUCCUGCACAGGUCUUAGGCGGACGUAUAGAGAGGGUGGUAAAAUGGACAUCUUACUUGGUAUUCCCGAAGGAGAUCAAACAAGGGACUCUUUUGCACAAAUUAAAUCUUUUGCUCAGCGAUAUGCCAGUGGAUAUCAACUGGGAAGUAGUGAUGUCCGUAUGGGUGUGUUUAGUUAUAGUGACACAGCAAAGUCUGUGGUGCAACUUGCUGACGGUAUAUCAAGCACUACUAUCAAUAAUGCUCUUCAAAGUUUGGGACAUGGUGGUGGGGGUAAUCGUAAAGAUGUUGCUCUUCAAUAUGCUUCCGAUGUGUUUAGUCGGAGCGGUCGUUCUGGUGUUAAAAAAUCUGUUGUUCUGUUAUCCAAUGGUGCUUCAUCAUCAGGGUCAGCCGAUCUGAGUGGUAUAAGUGAAACUCUCUCUGGAAUGGAUAUCUACCCUGUAGCAGUUGGUCCCGAUGCACGAGUAGAUGGUGCAAAGAUCUCUAAGGAUUAUAUCUACUAUGAAGAUUUUCCUAAGCUAAUCGAUUCAGGACCAUUUGAAAUAACCAACAAAAUUGUUCAAGCUGGUACAAGUGUUACAACCAAUGGUGGUACCACGCCUACUGGUACCCCAGAUACUGGUAACUGCAAACCUUCUAAUCUAGUACCCGUUUACACAGUAAAAGCCCGCAUAAACUGAAACUUAGGCAAUUAAACACCUAAAAUACAAGACACCACUUCAGGAGACGGUUGUAGAUUUUUUCAACCUUUCUAAAAGUGCCUGAAAAGCUGUAAAACAUGAACCUCGCCAUUAAUAAAAAGAAACUUUAAUUUACAAAUAGUUUAAUUUGGAUUUUGAAAAAAAUCAGUAUCUGGAGAAUGGCGCUAUUGGGCCUUCGUACAACCGAUCUCAUGCUGAGAAAUGGACGUUCUUAAUUUAAACUAACCUUUGUACCUUAUCUGAUUUGGGAAGCAAGUUAAAUAGUUACAACAAGCUGAUACCGUAAACCUCCGAAUAUAAGCCCCGAAUAUGGCCCCAUGUAUAAGCCACCACGUGUACUAACGCUCACCUUAUUCCAAAUAUAAGCCCCGAAUAUAAGCCCACACGAAUAUAAGCCCACCCGAAUAUAAGCCCACUUGUUUAUCACUAUUGUUUAUCACUAUUAAUCACUAUUAUGACUAUGCUUAACACUUGUUUAUCACUAUUACUAUACUUGUUUAUCACUAUUACACUAACACAAAAGAUCGUCCAUGUGUAAGCCCCCCCGGAUAUAAGCCCCCCCCCUUGUAUAAGCCCAUCAAAAAUCGCUUACGAAAGAAUAUUAUAAGCCCAGGGCUUAUAGUCGGAGGUUUAUGGUAUACAGCCAUUUUGAUACGCUAGUGAAUAUUCAUUGGCCUUCUUUCACUUUCUUGUUCACUACUCAAAGAGGAUGCAUUUUAUCAAAUGGAGAAACUUUGAAACAAAAAUGAUCAUUGUGAGCCAAUGGUGUAUAAAACACUACAUAUGGUAGUUAGAAGUAUUAUUAGUAUUUCACUCUGUCUAACGCCGGACCAUUUUAUUUUACAGACAAAGGAGCAAAGGGACAAAAGGGGCAACCGGUACAGUACAACUUAUUUUUCUAAAUCAGAUUCACUUGUACAUUUAUAUGGAAAUGAAAUCUAUAAGUAAUGUUUACAACAAAAGCAGCCAUGAAUAAAUCUUUCUGGAACGUGCUCACCCUUGGCUAUCGAACCUCGUUUUCGUGAUUGAAUUUUUAGGUUCCUUUAUCUUGCUACAGAUAACAUAUAAAAUAAAUCAAACAGUUUCGGGAGAUUCGGCGUAAUAUUUCCCGAAGUGAUGAUAUUUCCCGAGGAAAAUAUCAUCACUGCGGGAAAUAUCGCCGAAUCCCCCGAGCGGAGGGGUCUAUAAAUUAAGAAAUAGAAAACAUUUUCCGUGUUUCUAUAGAGUUAUAGAAACACGCGUGAAAGUUUGGGAGAAACGAGAAAUUGCGUGGGAACACGAGCACGAAGUGCGAGUGUUUCCACCCAAUUUCGAGUUUCUCCCAAACUUUCACAAGUGUUUCUAUAAACUCUAUAGGAACACGGAAAGAAUGUUUUCUAUUUUCUUUAUUAAAUAGCCUUUUAAAAACAAUAGAAAAGAUAAAUUUAUUGAUUUUCAUUGCUUUCAUUCAAAUAUUUAUAAUUCCACCUUAAUAUACGUUCGUGUAAAGAAUAAUUAUAAAAGCAUAGCGAAGAAAACAAGUAUAUCGCUGUCGAAACAACAGACAGCAUUAGACACUUAACGCUCGAGAGAGCGUCUUGUUAUAAAAGCAUAGCGAAGAAAACAAGUAUAUCGCUGUCGAAACAACAGACAGCAUUAGACAGCACAGCUUAACAGACUUACUUUACUAAGGGGCCGACCAUUUAACUUUUGAAGGGGGGAGGAAUUGAUUUACUGCUGGCAGGGAAUUUUUUUUCUGGGAUCGUUAUGUGCAAGAUUUUUUUUUAUCCCAUCACCAUGUACGAUUUUUGCCACACUUUCUUUCGCAGCAUUUUUUUUCCAUAGCUUAUACUAUUUAGAUUCUUUAAUUAUAGUUAACGUUGAGUUUUCUAGCUUCAUGAUGAGGAGUUUUCCUACAAGAAAUUAACCUUACACUAGUUUCUCGGACUGGUCAAAUCGAUCCCUGCAACCAUGCUGUUUUGCAACAUUUUUUUUCCCACCAAAUACUGGGGCAGGAUUUUUUCCCCAGUUUGUUAGUGCAGGUAUUUUUUUGUUCAGAAUAGCCUUGCAGGAAAUUUUUUUUCAAAAUCACUCCCCCCCCCCUCAAAAGUUAAAUGGUCGGCCCCUAAGUAUAUAAUUCAGUCAACAAUGACAACGUACAUGCUUGCAUGCAAAGAAAGCACUGUUUUAAAUAGUUAGUGAACGUUUAAACAUGAUUAAAAACUAUAGUAAACAUGAUUAUUUUUUAAAAAACGUCGCGAGGAAACAUUUUUUUAAAGAGACAAAGUAAAAUUAUAAAAAUAUCUUACAUUGGUAAACAGUCAAACAGAUACAACGUGUGCUAUCAUACUUUGUGCUUUAGGUCUUCGCUUUCUAAGUUAGCAAAGUGUUGCCUUUUUUUGUAACGGUUUUUUGGCGUUUCGGCCGGACGUUUUUCAACUUUUUUCAAACGAAGUGACUACAUGACCGGCAGUCGGCUAUCUAGUAAACUGCCGGCUAUAUAGUGACUAUAAUUAAAGUUGAAUUUUUAUAAGGUAAACCGUUCCCUAACCCCAAACCCUCCUCUAACCCUUACCCCUAACCCUAACCCCUAACCUAACCUUUUGAGAGUUAAAAAAUAAAAAGGCGGAGAAAAAGUUGAAAAAAUUUUAAGAAAAAAAUAUGCUAAGUCAGACGUUAAAAAUACAACCCCACCCCGGUUGGGUUUCACUUUCCGCACGCCAACUCCUUUGCCGUAUGCGCUAACGGCAAGCUCGGUAAAACUACUACAAACAAAUGUUUUUAUAUGUAACUAUAGUCAUUAUAUAGCCGGCAGUUAACUAGAUAGCCGGCUGCCGGUCAUCUAGUCACUUUGUUUUUCAAACUUAAAUAUUGUUUGUAUUUUGUCUUUUAAACUCCCACGCAACCCGCGUGAAAAUUCCCCCGUGUUUUUAUCGAGUUAUAGAAACACGUUUUUUUUUCAGCUUUUGACCAAUCAGCGCCCGUAAAUAAAACUACGCGAAUAGAAUUUUUAAUUUCUCAUGUAUACCUGAGUUUUUGACGUUUCCUCUUUAAAAUAGUUGAGCAUGUAUCCUUUGGAUCAUCAAAGGUAACAUACGUCUUGAAAAUCUUUGGUUAAAUCAAAUCUUCUGUACGAAAUUUAAUACAAACAACAGCUCGCGAACGCCAUAUUGUUUCAGAGCGUGGUGUCCACGCGUCACGCGUGGGCGUGGGAUACUAUAAUAUCCCACGGUGGAUCUGCCGUGGGAUAUUAUAGUAUCUCACGCUGCAUUACGAAAUCAUGAAUUUGAGUGAAAUACCGUAAAAAAUCAACUGCUGUCAGCAUUCCACACUAUUGGACAUGAUCUAGAUAAGAAUAUUCAGACGGACGUCUUGUAUCUGGAUUUCGCUAAGGCUUUCGACUCCGUGGACGGUGGACCACGCAAUUGUUCUCGAGAAACUGCGUGGUUACGGUGUGACAGGGUCAGUUUUGGGUUGGUUCGCAGACUAUUUGAAUGGUAGGACUCAGAGAGUCGUUGUAGAUGGUGUGGCUUCGACAUGGUCACCAGUCACCUCUGGAGUGCCUCAAGGAAGUAUUCUCGGUCCGUUAUUGUUUGUCAUCUUCAUUAACGAUCUCCCAGAUGUUGUGCAAAAUGGAACUGAAACAGCCCUGUAUGCUGACGAUACUAAAUUGCACAAUACAAUUAGCUCUACUGAUGACUGCAAAUGUUUACAACAAUCGUUGACAAAUCUGAAUUGCUGGAGUGUACAAAACAACAUCCGUUUCAAUGCUUCUAAAUGCAAAGUACUCACCAUUACACGCAAGAAGACUCCUGUCACUUAUGAUUACAAACUGGGAACAGAAAGUCUGACUCGAGUUGACAGUGAAAAGGAUCUUGGCGUCAUAACUUCCUCUGGACUUUCAUGGGAACUCCAAAUCAAUUGUGUCAUCUCCAAGGCUAACAAAAUGUUAG